This is a messenger RNA of Orussus abietinus, 3996 nucleotides long. RefSeq names its product dynamin-binding protein. Lineage: Eukaryota; Metazoa; Arthropoda; Insecta; Hymenoptera; Orussidae. Bases 261 to 3776 code for a protein of 1171 amino acids. Gene Ontology annotation, cellular component: cytoplasm. The record is from RefSeq and is a predicted model, not a curated record. Gene Ontology annotation, molecular function: guanyl-nucleotide exchange factor activity; protein binding. Gene Ontology annotation, biological process: intracellular signal transduction. The transcript has 10 exons.
AACGUUUCGUGUCAUCGAUAGCGGUAGCAUAUUUAAUGAGAGCUCUACGCUUAUCAACGCGAACCGCAUUUGAUGCAUCGGGUACCAGGGUGGCAACACGGGAAAGGAAAGCCACAAAGUACGGUCCAUGGCCCUGCUCUUCUUUACUCUUUAUCAAAGCGUAUUCUGCCGGGCGUAUUUGUCAUCGGAGCGCUACGCAUCUCCACGAUAUUCGUCCAAAGGACGGAUCUUAGAAAUUGGCAGGUAUAACGUGCGAGAGCAUGGAGGCGGGUGUUUUAACGAGGGUCCUUCACGAUUUCUUCACGACAAUGGACGGUGAACUUAGUCUUGCGAGAGGCGACUAUUUCUUGAUUUACGAUGUUAUCGACAAACAUUGGUGUUACGGUCAGUCGUACGAUAAGUCUGGCCGAUUUCCAUUAAGUCAUCUACAUAAGGUGGAUCUGCCGUCGGUGGACACCGAUCGGUCAUUAUUUGUCUCUAUCGCACCUUUCCCUGGGGAACGGGCCUCGGACUUAUCUUUCGAUAAAGGUGAAGUUAUCGUAGGAAUACAAGAUUUAGAAUCAGGUUGGAUGUUAGGUAGCAUCGGAGGUAGACAAGGUGCAUUUCCUGUGACCCACGUUUGGCAAUUGGACGACGCGGUAAUAAAGAAAGCGACGUCUAAGAGAAAUGUUUGCCAGAAAGCCGUAGUGAAUAUGAAUCUAAAGGCAGAGCUUGAGGAAGAAUUGGAUCUUACCAAAGGUGACAUAGUUACCAUAAUAGAGAUUUUGGAUGAUGGCUGGUGUCGGGGAGUAACAAACGAUGGUAGGAAAGGUACUUUCCCCGAAGGAUUUGUAGAUUAUUUAAAAGACAACGAAAGCCACAAUCGGUUGUCUACUGUCGAAAAUGUACCAUCGGUUGCCGUUCCAAUGGUGAAUUCUAGUACUAUGGAUGAUAUCUGUGUAAAUAAUCCAGUUAGUUGCGAAGACCCAGCUCCGAAUUAUUAUGAAAUAUUUCCAGAAUUUUUAAAGCCUAUGGGCAGUGAUUGUUUCGAUAUACCAUACAAUAAUGUUAAUCCCCUUGGCGUUAAGCCAUAUGCAAUUACUCUAUUUCCAUUCAAGGCUCAAUUUCCAAAUGAAUUAAGUUUUGGUGCAAAUGAAGUGGUGCAUUUAAUAAAGCAUAUUGAUUCCGAAUGGAUGGAGGGCUCCAUUGAUGGGAUAAAAGGAAUUUUUCCAGUAUCGUACGUUAACAUUAUCGUGGACUGCGAAAAUGCAAAAGUAGAACCCGUAUCGGAGGAGUCCGAAAUUAUUUCUAAACAGCAAAACGCCUUGGACCCUGGAACACUAGUAAAGGUAGAAUAUACCUUUGCUGCACAAAUGGAUGGUGAUUUGAGUAUUUUUGAGGGUGACAUUGUAACUGUCGUUGAAAUGCCUAACAGCGAUUGGGUUAUGGUGAGAAACAAAAAAGGAGAUGUUGGCCUCUGUCCCAGAGGAUACAUUAAUUCCCAGGUAGUAGACCCGAUUGAAUCUGAUUUCAGUCAGGAUGCACUAGAAGAUUUUGUAGUAAUAAGAAACGAAAGGGAAAACGUUUCGACAGCUGAGGAGGAGAAAAUAAAAAGACUAUCUGAACCACAUAGACCAGCACCUCCUGCACCUGAUCCUGGUCGAGUUCCUUUAGAAAAAUAUAAUAGUGACGAUUCAACGGAUAACGCGUCGACAUUAAUGAGAAAGAAAAAAGCAGACCAACGUCAGAACGUCAUAUCUGAAUUGGUGAUUACCGAAAGGGAAUAUGUGAGAGAUUUAAAGAUAACAUACGAAACGUUCCAUUUAAACAGUCCACAAAUUUUGGAAUCCAGAGGAAUCGAUGUUGCCAUCUUAUUUGGAAACAUAGAAGAAGUCAUAGAGGUUGCAGAGGAACUGUUGGAUAUGAUGUUCCGGGCUAUGAAAGGCUGCGACGAGGAGGUCCAAACAAUUGGGCCAUGUUUCUUAAAAAUGUCCGAUAAGUUACAAACGGUUUAUGGAAAGUAUUGCGGUAAUCACGAAGCAGCGUUAUCUUCAUUAAAGAAGUAUGAAGAGAACAAAGAAAUCAUGGCUAUAUUUGAAAAAGGAAUUGAAACAUUGCGCCAUCAGAUAGCAUGCUUUGAUAUGAGUUCUAUUCUGAUUAAACCUGUACAGAGAAUCUUAAAGUAUCCUCUUAUGUUGAACGAGCUUACCAAGUGUACCGAAACCGAACAUCCGGACAAACUCGAAGUAGAGGAAGCAUGGAAGGUCAUGACCGAUGUAGCCAGUCAUAUCAAUGAACACAAGCGGAAGAAAGAUUUGGUAUCCAAGUACUUACACGGUGACAAUACAUUAAUGCGGAAAAUGGCAAAGUUAAAUAUGCAUUCGGUGGCUAAAAAGUCUUCCAGAUUGAGCGCUAAACUAUCAGCAACUCUAGGACUGACUAACCUCUCAGCGGAUCCUGAAUUCGAAGAGCUUGAACGGCAAUUUAAGUCUUUGGAAAAGUGCACAAUGCAGCUGGCCAAAGAUGUCGAACAGUGUGUGCUUUACUUGAGCGACGAAGCCAUGGCCGGAGAGGUUCUUUCCAAUUUGCUUCACCAAUACUAUCAGGGUACACCGAACGACACGAUAAAAAGACUACGAGAAACGCGUACGAUUAUUUGGACACAGUUCUUUAAAGAAUUAAAACUGUGUCUCGAGAAAAAAGUUUGCGAACCAAUCAACUCUCUUAUGACAUUUCUCGAGGGUCCUGAAAUGCUCAUUACGAAGCGGUAUGACAAAUUACUGGAUUACGAUGCAGCAAUAUCCAGAAGUGAGAAAAAUAAGGAUUCCAGAAUGGUACAAGAGGAAUUGGCUACAGCUAAGAGUAAUUAUGAGGCUUUAAAUCAGCAGUUAUUAGAAGAACUACCUAUUUUAAUAGGUGCAGCAACAACAAUACUGAUCAAUUGCAUCGAAGCACUCGCAAGUGCUCGUCGACUCCUUAAUGGAAAGGUCACUAACCGCUAUCUGUCACUUUCAGAGUGUCUCGCUCAUGUAACGUCCCAAAAUAUCCUAGAAUCGUUUCUAGUGAACCACAAUCUACUGUGGAAUCAAAUAUCUCGAUUCAAUGUGACCGGAAUCAAUUCCAAGAAGGAAGAUAGUUACUCGAAAUGGAGUAUACAAAAUGAUCGCCUCAGAGCAGUCCUACGUGCCAAGUAUCCAGCUGAGAAAUUAUACAUAGUUACGGAAAGUGUAAUAGGCAUAUCCCCACUGGAUAUGGGCGCUGGAAGGGGGACCCUGGUAGCUGUGAUAAAGAAGCAAGAUCCUAUGGGCACUACGACGACAUGGUUCGUGGAUAAUGGAGUGCAACAGGGAUUCUUAUCGAGCCAACACCUAAGACCUAUCCAAGAACGGGAGUAUGGAUGCCCUGGAACAAAUGAGGAAUCUAGUCGAUCGAGUACUCCGGAUUUAAUGUCAUUGGAUUCCCCGGAGAAACAAUCCAGUACACUCAUACCUGAGAGAGUGGAACACCGUUAUUCGAAUCUUAUCGACCAUAGCCAGAAUACUCGAGACGACGUCAAUAACAGAGGCAGCGUACCCCGGAUAUCCAUGUAUGAUUUCGGUUCAAGCGAUGGGUUUUAUAAGGUGCUCUAUGACGUCUCGUUAAGGCACCCUGGGACGUUGAGUGCUUUAGCAGGACAAGUGCUGAAACUUAUACAGCCCCAUGAUGAAAAAGGGAAUGCCGAAUGGUGGUUGAUGAAGGAUCGUGAUGGGCAUACUGGUUAUGUACCAAGUAAUUUUAUGGAACCUCACAAUUAUUAAUAACAGUUAUUUAUUCGAUGUAAUUUACUUAGAGUUUGUAUAUACCUAAAAGUACUUAGUUAUGCUACUCUACCGCGAUUUGCGUACAGUAUAGGAAUAAGAAAAAAAAGUGCUAGCUCCUUAUCAACACAAUCGUGUAUUAUAUCGAUACGGUAUAUUUCUAUAUUUCUGUACAUAUUUGGAAAAAUAUAGAUUAAAGAAUAAAAAUGUCAACAGUUAA